Gavialis gangeticus (Gharial) is the source of this 3721-nucleotide messenger RNA. RefSeq names its product cadherin related family member 5 (gene CDHR5). Lineage: Eukaryota; Metazoa; Chordata; Crocodylia; Gavialidae. The record is from RefSeq and is a predicted model, not a curated record. Gene Ontology annotation, cellular component: membrane; adherens junction; catenin complex. Gene Ontology annotation, molecular function: cadherin binding; calcium ion binding. The transcript has 16 exons. The coding region runs from base 133 to 2877 and encodes 914 amino acids. Gene Ontology annotation, biological process: homophilic cell-cell adhesion; adherens junction organization; multicellular organism development.
GCCAUGCAAUGUUCUUCACCACCAUUCGGAGCAGUAAAUGGAUGACAACGUACUGCUGACUCCAAGGGAGGAGAGAGGCAGGAGUGCCCUACCCACAGCCAGGGUUUCCUUUUGCUUUCUGCUGUCUGCGCCAUGGCUGUUUCUCUUCAGCUCUCUGCCUACAUACUCUUUCUGGUGCUACCCCUAGUACAGAGCCAAGCAUGCUCUGUAAAUAAUACCAAGCCAGUGGUACAUGAAAAUAACUCUGCUGGCUUAGUGGUGACCAACAUUACAAAGGCUGCUGGUAUCACAGUAACAAUCAGUCCUACGGUGGAUGGAAAUUGCUUCUCCAUUCGUGACACAGAACUGAUUCUAAGCUGUUCUUUGGACUAUGAGAAACAAGAUAUAUACAUUUUAAGCCUGCUUUGCACUCAAGGGAGCGUACAAGUUUAUUCUCUGGAGGUUAGAGUGACCGUUGUCAACUUGAACGAUAACAGCCCAGUAUUUAAGCAACCAGAUUUCACUGUAAAUGUUCCUGAGGAUACAAGAGUGAGUUCCGUUGUUCUAUCCACGGACGGAGUAAGCGCUACUGACCUUGACCAGGACACCAUAUAUUAUGAACUUAGAGGGACUACUCCAGAAGCAACUGAGUUUUUUAACAUCCAAGGAGUUAACAACCCAGCCAUCUAUUUGCGCAAAGCAUUGGACUAUGACAAAAAUAAAUUUAUGCAGUUAGUCUUGCUUGCAAGGGACAGGGCUCCUGGCAUUGCAGAUACUAAUACAGCCAAUGCAACAAUCAACAUAAAUAUCCAACAGGCUGACACUAAAUCUCCCUGGUUUCUGCCAUGUAAACCCGUGGCUAUGAGCAGUAAAGUUUGUUUAAACACUGGUUACACUGGAAGAAUCAACAUCUCAGAGCAAACGAUGGAACCUCUGAACCUGAAACCUGGACCUCUCUAUGCUAUCGAUCCUGACUAUAGCUUGAAUGAAAAAAUAGUGUACAGCAUUAUUGAAGGAAACACGGAUGAUGUAUUCUUAUUGAAUUCUGAUACGGGGAACCUAACUAUGAACAAAGCAGUGAAUACAUCAGAAACAUUUAUUUUGCACGUCAUGGCCACCCAAGCCAACAGCAUAGAGAAAUAUGCUUUAACUAAUGUAGAGAUCAAAGUAAUCGACAAAAGUAUCCACGCACCAUACUUUGAGCACAUGAACUACACAGGGACCGUGUCUACUGGCCUUACCCGUAACAGUCUGGUCAUGGAGGCUGGAGCUCCUUCCAAACCCCUGAAGAUCUUUGCAGUUGAUGAAGACUUCCCUAAUAAAAUCAAUCCUCACAUCACUUACAGCAUUCAAAACAGCAGUGAUUUCACAGUAACCCAAGAUGGACUUCUCCUGACAAACACUGUUUUCUCUUCAGCCAUGAAAAUAACCAUGCUGGCAAUGGCUAUUGACUCGACAAGUCUCCAGGAGGCAAGCACUAUUAUUACCGUAGAAGUCAUACCUCCCAAAGGUACAACUCUGCCUACCACUACCACUACCACCACUGCUGGGACAGGCUCUACCACUACCACCACUGCUGGGACAGGCCCUACCACUACCACCACUGCUGGGACAGGCUCUACCACUACCACCACUGCUGGGACAGGCUCUACCACUACCACCACUGCUGGGACAGGCUCUACCACUACCACCACUGCUGGGACAGGACACACCACUACCAGCACUGCUGGGACGGGAUCUUCCACUACUUCAAAGCAUCCUGGUUCAUCAUCAGCUUUGCCACCUAAAAUAACUACCACGACCUCUGGGGCUAAUUCAGGACCAACACAGCGAACCACUUCUUCAGUAAGCAAGACAGUCAACACUGCCAACAUAUCUGGCCCCACUGGUAAGCCUACAUCAGGUACUGCCUCAGGUCCAGUUACCCAUCCUGCCACCACAAAGCCUUCCAUCAUACAUUCCACCAAGAUUCCCACAGGGCCUUCAGAAUUUGGCACCACUGAUCCCAUCCUAUCAGGAACAAGCCCAGCAGGUGGUGGAGUCGUGCAACCCACUGCUCUGACACCUUCUCAGACUGGUGGGCCUGGCCCUCAUCCUACACUAACUGCUGAAGCAAGUGGACCUCCAAGGCCAUCAGACCCCAUGACCCCUCAAACAUCCUUCAUGAAGAGUUAUCAGCCAGAUGUAACCAAGAAGAUGCCUGAUUAUAAGUACACUGCACAAGAUAUGGGCAUUUUAGGUGGCACCUUAGCAGCUUUGCUGAUCCUUGCCUUAUUUUUCAUUGGAUUCAUUUUCUACAAGUUCCACAGAAAUCCAGUCUCAUCAAUCACCAAAAGAAAACUCCUUCAGGAUUCAUUUAGAAAUAAUGAUAGCUACCAAGAUGAUGAAGAAAAUCCUGCUAGCACUGGAGAAAGUGAGUUGCCAAGAAGUAACAGUUCUAGGAAUGCUUCACCUGUUCUACACAAACGCUCAGAAAGCUUCCAGCCCUUCGAAACUAUGAUAGCUAGCAGCCUUGGUGUUACUUCUGCCACUGUUAAUGAGGAACAGGAGGAGAAGGAUAAAGCGGCACAUGACUCCGAUAGUGAAAAAGAAGUUAAAUCUAUUCUCACUAAGGACAGGAAGCCAGCAGAUGAUGGCUACAAAGCAGUGUGGUUUAAUCCAGAUGCCAAGGAAGAGGUUAUGGUGAUCGAGGAUGCCCCUGAGGAAGAGGAAGAUGGCAAUGAUGGAGACAGGAAUGAAGGCAAAGAAAAUUGGGAUGAUGAUGACAAUGAUGAUAGCAGUAACCAGGACAGUCACCCAGGUGACCCAGUGGUGUCCUUCAUUCCACAGAGAGCUAGUUAUGGCACACCUGAUCAGGAUACAACCACAGGAGGGGUAGGAGAGGACAUUUCACUGUAGGCUUGGCAAAGCUUGUCUUGUCCUUCUGAAGGCCAUAAGCAGUUUUAAGCCACUUUUUUUUAGUGAGAUCCCCCUUUUCUGAAGACUGUAAGAGAUAGGAUGGCUAGCAAGGGUGGAUUUCAUCAGUAGCAGUGUAAUCCCUUUCCUGCCUUGUCCCAUGUAGAGUGUGUAGACCCAAGCCAGAAGGAACCAAACUAAUCUAGUUCAAGCUCCGCAAUAGCACAGUCCAUAACUCUUCAUUCAGUAAUCCCUGCACUGAGUUCAAUUGCUUGGGGUUGAACUAUAAACAUCUUCCCUAGAAAGGGAGACAAUACUGAUGUUUAAGAAAGUAUCUUCUCAUCAGACUCAGACCCACAAUAUCUAGCUUCGGGGGCCAGUGUUUUAUCCACUAAGUCCUCCUUCAGCCAAGGGGCCUGAAAACCACUUCUGCCCUCUAACUUCCUGAGUUGCAUUUGGGAUGAUGCGUUGGAAGCAAUCUAACCCCACUUCUGCCUUAGUCAAAAGGAUUGAGUGCAUGUGAACUUCCCAUCCCUCUCCCCACAUUUGAGCUCAGUCCAAGUUCAUCAGUAAGACCAUUCCCAGGGAUAUCUCAAAGAUUUUGCUCCAAAAUGAAGCAAAGUAUUUUGCAUUUUUGAGGUGCCACAGGCCAUUCCCAGAGAGUUUUACUUUGAAGCUCAUUUGAAUUCCCAAUAUUAUUUACUGAGGCGCGCACAGUUAUUAUCCCUAAAUAGCUGGCAGGUCUGAAUUAGAUUUGACUGUAGCUUAGUGUACUGGUACCAAGUUGGCUUUAAAAGAAGUAGCUCAGGUAUUGCUACCCAUCUCAUUGUGUUAACAAAGCUCUGCA